AAACUUCACGACAGCUACCUUUCUCUUCCUUCCUUCCUCCGUCCUGUCUUCGCAUCGUUCGACACAUUUCCAUUAGGGGCCGCAAUCUCGUCUCAAUCUCAUGUCGCAGAAGGCUCGGUCACACCCGCGGCGGGCCCCCCCGUCCGGUGCCCGGAAACCCGAUCCUCACCGCCUGCCGUCCCCGUCGCCUCCCCCUCGGAGAAACCCGCCGCCGGCUCGCCGAUCGUCGGUCAACAAGCAGCGGAAACCGGCAGCUGAGAGCCUGCUGAAAAGAUCGUCCUCGGAGCCGAGUCUGGGGAGAUUUGGCUCGGUCGAGGAUGGUGUCGGUAGGAGCAUCGUCAGGAGGUCAAACCACGGAGGAAGUCUGUCCAGGCGGGAGACGGGCAUGGAUGUCUAUGCGGCUUCGGCGGCGUCGUCGUCGUCUUCUUCUCUGUUGGGCAUGACUUCUCCUCCACCGAAUUACGAGGGACUGGAGGGAGAUGCGAAGGUGGUGGUGAACGUGACGGUGGAAGGAAGCCCGGGGCCUAUAAGGGCCAUGGUGAGGCUGGGGUCCAGCGUGGAGGACACCGUCAGGCUCGUCAUGGACCGUUACGGCCGCGAAGGCCGGGCUCCCAAGCUUCAGCCCCACGACGCCCUGGCUUCUUUCGAGCUGCACCCCUCUCACUUCAGCCUCCACGGUCUGGACAAAUCAGAACUGAUUGGACAUGUGGGCAGCAGAAGCUUCUAUCUGCGUAGAAGCAGCAAUGGUCGCAGUACAAGUGAAGCCUCUGCUUCUUUCAUUCCGGAAGCCGUGCCUGCGAAGUCAAGCUCUCCGGCGAUCCUGCCUUCUCUGUUCUUGGCGCCGACUUUCGUCGCCCGGAGAAUCGGAAAAAUCAUCCGGAGAACGCCUAAGCUUUGGAGGUUCUUCAUUUGUUUUGAAUGAUCAGAAGAGCUUGACCCGAUGAAGACCAUGGAGAUUACAUUGCUUGGAACACAACACAGCAACAUGUUCAUCUAUUACUUCUUUUCACCCUUCACAUCGCCUCAUUGGAUUUCUUCCCUUUGAGCUCUCAAUUUGCCUGCAUCAGCUCAUGUAUACGAUCUUCAAAUCCCAUUUAAAUCAAAUGUAUAUAGUGUGGCAAUUGAAAAGUAUAUAUCAGUUCCCAUCUCCGACAUUUAGUGAUGCUUUUGUUUAGAAA
This is a messenger RNA of Rhodamnia argentea, 1178 nucleotides long. RefSeq lists its product as uncharacterized. Lineage: Eukaryota; Viridiplantae; Streptophyta; Magnoliopsida; Myrtales; Myrtaceae. The transcript is spliced from 3 exons. Bases 101 to 922 code for a protein of 273 amino acids. The record is from RefSeq and is a predicted model, not a curated record.